Molecule: messenger RNA, 2199 nt
Organism: Asterias rubens (European starfish)
Lineage: Eukaryota; Metazoa; Echinodermata; Asteroidea; Forcipulatida; Asteriidae
Exons: 11
Coding region: 173-1489 (438 amino acids)
Molecular function (GO): corrinoid adenosyltransferase activity
Source: RefSeq, a predicted model, not a curated record
CAUUUGCAUCCUGGGAAUAAAAUCUACGGAUAUGGACGCGUCAUCAUGAACCUGCGCCAUCUUUAAUUCGCGCAGCGCAGGGUAUUUUGCGCGGGAUGUAAUCACAAUCUCUCAAGAAAACUGCGCCGACGAAAAAGUUUUUAGUGAGAUAAACUCGCAAUUUCCAAUCGCUAUGGCAUCGUUGUCUGCUGCAGAUCAAAUUGAACAAAUUGUACAAGCCGCAAUCCUCCAGGAUCAACUAGGUAGCAAGGAGAACGGGGAAGAUGAACAGCAUGACCAGGGCAGUUCCGUAGUUGAAAUGACGGUGGAGAUAACAUCCAACGACGGCGAAACGCUCCCAACGAAUGAACACGAACACCGAAUUCACAUGAAUGGCUACAUCAAACGCCUGGAUCUUGGCAAGUCUCCAUCGUCAAUCAUCUCCGACGAAAAGUACGAGAGCGUCUUGAAUUAUCUUCAGAAUCCAGAUGCGGCGAUUGCUCCCCAUCUUCGUUAUUGGAUCGCGAAUAAAGAGUUUCAGCUGAUGGAAGACCCAAGCGACGGGGCCAGUGACGGCAGUAACGUGGUCGUCAUCCCACGACCGGUCAAAAAGAAGAUGUUGGACAGAGGGGGAGGUGAUUUCCUACGCGUUCUGCCAAGUUCCGCCAUCUUUGACAUCAUCCAAGAAAUUCACUCAAACCAGUUUGAGCAUUGUGGAUAUAAGAGGGUCUUAGAAUAUGCGCAGACUAAAUAUUUCAGAAUAACGAGGGGCUAUGUUCAAGAGUUUGGCCGUGCAUGUCCUGUAUGCCAUUCAACAGGCUUUACUAAAGAUGGUAAACGCAGAAAAUUUUCCAGCAAAUUUUCCUCCAGCGGAAUGAAAUUGAAGAGGGAGCAUUUGAAGCCUACAUCUAGUAAUAGUCUCCGACUGCCAAAGAUUUACACCAAAACAGGAGAUGCAGGAUCCUCUGCGACUAUUACUGGCGACCGUAGACCGAAGAAUGAUGAUGUAUUUGAAGCACUGGGUGCCACAGAUGAACUCUCAUCAGCUAUUGGACUUACAAGGGAGUUUGGCAAAGAGGCGGAGCACACAUUUGACUCGCAGCUUCAAGAGAUCCAGUGUCUCCUUCAGGAUGUCGGGUCUUGUAUUGCAACACCAAAGAGCCAGGCGUCUGCAAAUCAGUUGGAGUUGAUGGAAUUUAGCGCAGUGAACGUGGUAAAACUGGAGAAGUGGAUCGAUGAUUACACAAGGCUGUUACCUCCACUAAAGAACUUCAUCCUGCCGUCUGGUGGCAAAACGGGAGCUUCUCUUCAUGUUGCUCGAGCAGUAUGUCGCCGGGCUGAACGAAGACUGAUUCCACUUGUUCAAAAGGAAGAGGUCGAUGAAGUUGUCGAGAAAUUUAUGAACAGAUUGAGUGACUACCUUUUCACCCUGGCAAGAUACGCUUCCCACUGCGAGGACAUCGAUCCGAUGAUUUACAUCAAAAUACGCUCACGAAAGCGCAAGAAGUGAGCUCAGCAUGGAGUGUUAUCCUCUCUGGGGUAGAUUUCACAGAGUUAGGACUAGUCCGAACUUAGAACUAGUCCGAGGAGAUAUUAGAACUCAAGGCUAGUCUCAAGUUAGUUCGAGCAACUCGUCCUAACUUGAGAUAAGACUAGUCUUAAGUUUUUGUGAAAUCCACCGCUGGAGUAUUGACCAAAGGACAGAGAGUCAGCUGGGGGCAGAGAGGGAUUGUUUACCCUAAAUUCAUUCACAUUUUUGAGAUCCACAGUGAUACGAUUUAUGGGCCAUUCAGAAUAGUCAAUAGUGAUUUUUUUCCUCUUUUUUUUCCAAAACUGUUUUGACCGACCCACCCACCCAAAAUUUUUGAUUUUUAAAUGUUGAAUGGCUUCAUAAUACUCUAUACUGAGGUUUAAAAUAACGCCUCAAUUGGACCAGAUAUUCUAGAUGGAAGGUUUUCCAACAUCAGUAGUUUUCAACAGCUUCUCCUGGCUUAAACAAACAACUUAUACAGUAUACACAGCGGCAAAAUGAAGUAUGACAUGCAACACUAGUUCCUCCAAUCAAAAGACGAGGAUCUGUGUGUACAGUACAUGUAUAUAAUUGUAGAUACUGUUCUAUGAUAGGAAAUUUGUGUUUUCUGAAUUGAUGUUUUGUUUCAUUCCCACACGGGAACCCUUUUUCUUUCUUUUUCUUUUUGGGGGUUGAACAAAGAAUUGAGU